This is a messenger RNA of Penaeus monodon (black tiger shrimp), 204 nucleotides long. RefSeq lists its product as uncharacterized. Lineage: Eukaryota; Metazoa; Arthropoda; Malacostraca; Decapoda; Penaeidae. The record is from RefSeq and is a predicted model, not a curated record.
CAGCGGGCGUGGCUUAGGUCAGUACGGCGGCGAUGCCAUGGGCACGCCGCCCUAUUGGUCACCCCUGUUAGUAGGAGGGCGUGACAUUGACGGCAUUUGACCAAUGACCAAUCUGAGAUCGCUCGGCUCACGCACCCACCCGUCGUCCUCGACGGGAGCAGCAAGUGUCGUCGGCCGUGUUAGGUGUGGGUCCUGGGAGGCUGC